UGACACAAGAAAUUUGUAGUUUAUUGGAAAAAGACUUUUUUUAUACCAAUAUGUUUUAUAAAACAAUGGUAUAUUGUUGUAAAACAGGCAAAGGGGUAAUAAACGUUAGAAUGAGCGUGUUGGCCAGGAGGAGUGCAUCUCUCUCAUCAACGAAUCAAAAAGUCAGUGGAGGGGCGGCGAAGCUGGCUCGCGAGUCUCCGCGCGGCCCAAAGGGUACAGAAGCAGUGGACCCGCCGUCGCUGCGCAACAGGUGCUCGCUCGCCGCAGCCAAAGUAUAAAUUUCGCUUGUUUUCGGUCGGCGAGCCGCGAGUUGGAUUCAGGGCCCGGAUUCGGGCAAAUGGAUGCGGGAUCUUGCUGCGUUUUGGUGCGCCCCAAGCCGCCACCCCCGACGUCACAGUGCGCCCUCGGCGACCAGAUCGUGCCCAACCCUCUGCACACCAACCCCUUCUGGUACAACUCGUCCUCCACCCCCGUAGCCAACCUGGAUUCCUACGUGCACAUGCAGAACUCCGAGGUGGACUCAAUGCUGUACCGCCAGCAGACCGGAACCCCCACCGGCGUCCACCAGCUGAACAACAACAGCUCCACGGACCACUUCGAGCCGCCCCGGAAGCGGCCGAAACCCGACCCGGACAGCUACAUGCUGGGCUCGGACGACGACCUGUUGAAGCCGAGACGAGAGAGUGCGUCGCAGAUCGACGAGUUCUUUGUCGAGUCUACCGGUCGGUUUGGCAUGCGCGGCCCCAACAGCAGCGUCGUCGAGGACGACGUCUUCCUCAAGCCCCUGUGGGACGAAAUCACCAGCCUGCCCAAGUGGGAGGAACCUGCCGACCUCCUUCCCCCCCACCAGCCGCAGAUGACCUUGGAAGGAACGACGGUCAAGCUCGAGGUGACCACAAGUGACCUGCUGCCGAUGCAGGUCAAGCAGGAGAAGCAGUUGCUGCCCCCACCCAUGCCCAACAACAAUUACCCCCACUACUCGUCGUCCUUCCCCUCCAGGGUCAACAACCUCGGCUACAAGAUGGCCGCCAGCCGCUCCCUCAACUACCAGGUUCCGCCGACCCCGCCGGCCAGCGAGCCGGGAUCGUCGCCCGGCGGCACUGGCAACAACCUCAUCCUGAUGGCAACACCCUCCCGGCGCACCCCGCCGCCCCCCUACCACCCCACCACUAGUCUGAUGCUGACCGAGCCGGGCCAGGGGUCGCCACUGUCACCGCAGCAACAACUCGCCGUUGUCCCCCAACUGGCGCAGCUCGAAAACGCGCCGACGCAAAACACCAACAGCAACAACAACAACAACCCCUCGACGGUUCACCACCACCAACAGCAACAACAACAACAACAACAGGCGUCCCUCCAACAGCAAACCAACGCUUUGUCGGCGCAGGUCAAGUACAAUCGCAGGAACAACCCUGAGUUGGAAAAACGACGAAUUCAUCAUUGUGAUUUCCCAGGCUGCACCAAGGUCUACACCAAAAGCUCUCACCUGAAGGCUCACCAGCGAAUCCACACAGGCGAGAAGCCGUACCGGUGCCACUGGGCAGAGUGCGAGUGGCGGUUCGCGCGUUCGGAUGAGCUGACGCGGCACUACCGCAAGCACACGGGCGACAAACCCUUCAAGUGCGUCGUGUGCGAACGGUCGUUCGCCAGGUCGGACCACUUGGCGCUGCACAUGAAGCGACACCAGCCCAAGGCGCCCAAAACACAGCAGUGAAACUUCGUUGAAAGUUAUCUAAUAAUUAUGAACGCCCAAAUUAUUGUAAUCUUAAGUUGUAAAAAUCUUGCUCACCAGCGCAGUGCCCGCAAAUCGAUGCAUUUACCCUUUCAGCUCUAAGAAACAC
Neocloeon triangulifer is the source of this 1841-nucleotide messenger RNA. Its product is annotated as dendritic arbor reduction protein 1-like. Gene Ontology annotation, biological process: regulation of transcription by RNA polymerase II. The transcript has 4 exons. The record is from RefSeq and is a predicted model, not a curated record. Gene Ontology annotation, molecular function: RNA polymerase II cis-regulatory region sequence-specific DNA binding; DNA-binding transcription factor activity, RNA polymerase II-specific. Bases 338 to 1714 code for a protein of 458 amino acids. NCBI's taxonomy places the organism in Eukaryota, Metazoa, Arthropoda, Insecta, Ephemeroptera, Baetidae.